AUAUUUUCUGUCUUGUUUCAAAAAAAAGUUUAUAUUGUGUGUUUUCCCGUAGUUAACACACAAAUUAACGUUGUGUUUUUGAGAUUUUGUAAAAUUUGGCAGCCAUUUCCUUCUGGUGCCAGUGGCAGCAUCAUGCAUUUGAAAACAAAAACAUAAGUAUUAUAUCUAUGCAAACAUACAAAUAGUAUAUACACAAACAAGAGACGACUUUUGUCAAAUUGCCUUCAUUUUAUUUCUGUGAACAAUGAUUUGAGCAUAACAAACAUCAUAAAGACAACAAGCAUUCCACCGCAGACCUAUGAUAGUCAACUACGUUUUGAUGUUAAAUUAAUAUCAAUGUUCUAACCACAAACUCUCAUAGUAUAAUUCACAAUUUCUGUUUACAUAAUUCAGUAUAAAUACCUUCAGUCUUCAUCAACAAUUCAUCACCAAUUGAGCAAAAAAACAAAAGCUAAGAUAGCUAAAUAGCAUUUUUUUUUUAAUGGUUGCAUCGAAGCGACUAGUGGUCUCUUGCUUUCUCUUAGUGUUGUUGCUAGCUGAGGCCAAUGCACAAGGCUUGAAAGUAGGCUUCUACAGCAAAACAUGCCCACAUGCCGAGGGUAUAGUUAGAAAGGUCGUGUUUGCUGCCAUGAAGAAAGCUCCUACACUUGGUGCUCCUUUGCUCAGAAUGUUCUUCCACGACUGCUUCGUUAGGGGUUGUGAUGGAUCAGUUUUGUUAGAUUCAUCGAACAAUCAAGCCGAGAAAAAUGCGGUUCCUAACCUAAGCCUUCGAGGGUUUGGCAUCAUAGACGAUUCCAAGGCGGCUUUAGAAAAAGUGUGUCCGGGAAUAGUUUCAUGCUCUGAUAUCUUAGCCCUUAUCGCUAGGGACGCAAUGGUUGCACUUGAAGGACCGUCAUGGGAAGUUGAAACGGGAAGAAGAGACGGUAGGGUUUCUAAUAUCAAUGAGGUCAACUUGCCAUCACCUUUUGAUAACAUCGCCAAGCUUAUCAUUGAUUUUCGCACAAAGGGACUCAGCGAGAAAGAUUUGGUCAUCCUUUCAGGUGGACACACUAUUGGGAUGGGACAUUGUCCUCUAAUGACAAACCGUCUUUACAACUUCACCGGGAGAGGAGACAGCGACCCGAGUUUGGACUCAGAGUACGCAGCUAACCUCAGGAAGAAAUGCAAGCCAACAGAUACAACGACGGCUCUAGAGAUGGAUCCAGGAAGUUUCAAGACAUUCGACGUGAGCUACUUCAAGUUAGUGGCUAAGAGAAGAGGGCUUUUCCAGUCGGAUGCUGCUCUAUUGGACAACUCAAAGACUAGGGCUUAUGUCUUGCAGCAGGCACGUGGGUCAACCUUCUUUCAUGACUUUGGUGUCUCAAUGGUGAAAAUGGGUCGGAUCGGGGUUCUUACUGGUCGUACCGGGGAGAUCCGCAAGAUGUGUCGUGUUCCUAACUAAGAGAUUAAAAGAAUGACGAUCUCUCGCCGAGUUUGAUUCUUAUGGUUUGCUUCUUCUUUUUUAAAACGUUAAAAAACUAUAUGUGAUUGGUGUUUCUUGGGAAUAAAGCUGUAUUUAAUUUGUCAAACAUAAAGCCUUUGUACUUUUUCCAAAAGAGAUUGUAUUAUUGAUUGUUCUGAAUAAAAAUCGUAUA
Molecule: messenger RNA, 1634 nt
Organism: Brassica napus (rape)
Lineage: Eukaryota; Viridiplantae; Streptophyta; Magnoliopsida; Brassicales; Brassicaceae
Product: peroxidase 27
Exons: 4
Coding region: 482-1441 (319 amino acids)
Biological process (GO): response to oxidative stress; hydrogen peroxide catabolic process
Cellular component (GO): plasmodesma; plant-type cell wall
Molecular function (GO): peroxidase activity; heme binding
Source: RefSeq, a predicted model, not a curated record